This is a messenger RNA of Pieris brassicae (large cabbage white), 1073 nucleotides long. RefSeq names its product transmembrane protein 138-like. The record is from RefSeq and is a predicted model, not a curated record. NCBI's taxonomy places the organism in Eukaryota, Metazoa, Arthropoda, Insecta, Lepidoptera, Pieridae. Gene Ontology annotation, cellular component: cilium. The coding region runs from base 182 to 661 and encodes 159 amino acids. The transcript is spliced from 4 exons.
UUUAUAAGUUGACAUCUAAUGGAAAUUUAUUAUCCAUUGAUCUAUGAUUGUUUUUUUGUUUGUAAUUUACAAAUAAAACUUGGCUACAUAAUUGUUAUUUGAUAUAUAUUUUCUAAAUUAUUAUCGUACUGAUUGUUUCUUUUCGAGCAGUUGUUUAUUUCUUAUUAAAGCAGAAGGCAACAUGAAAGUAUCGGUGCCUAGAUACUCGACAUGUUUGGUGUUUCAGAUGUUAUUUAUGUGCUGUGAUUUGUUAUUUAAUUGUUGGAGUCUCUUUCCAAAGAGUCGUGGUGGACUUCUUCUGUUGUUCUUUUUUCAGGAUUUGUGCCUAGUCUUGGCAAUAACAUCAAUUUUGAUACCAUUAUUCUCUACAUAUCUUUUUCAAGCUGGGUUGAUGGAAGUUUUGAGCCGCAAAUUCAGAAUGGCUGGAAUUGUGAUUUUAGCAUAUUUUUUGCUAUCCAUUGCUUUGCAGUCUGCAUGGAUGAUUGAAAAGUGGGAUGAUACAGAAUCCGUCUCUACACCCCUUGUUAUGGUUUUAUUUACACUUCAAAGAUGUAUGGCACCCGGCUAUUACUUCUUCUAUAAGCGUGCUUCACUCAUGGUAAGCGACCCACGCUUCUAUGAGGACGUCGACUGGAUCAACCGGAACAGGACUGAAAAGUAAACUCACAAAUCAUGCCAUAAAGAAACACUAAAGAUGAAUCGUGAUGAAAUCAUAUUAACAUUUAUCAAUUACUUUAAUAUUAUUACUUAGCUGUAGAGGCUGCUCUCAUGCCAGGCGUUAAGAAAAACUUAAGACUGUUAACCAUAUUAGGCUACAAACAUGAAAAGAAUGUGUGAACAUCAUUUGUAAGGAAUAUUGAUAAGAUGUUUACUCUUAGGAAGUACUCGUAUAUAAUCAUAGUAUCUAAGAAUUAGUACUUAACCCACCCACCUGUAUCUCUAGGUCUACGUCGAUCUCAUUUACGAUUAGUACUCAUCCUAUUUUAGGAAUACGAUCGUAAAUUUUAAUUCUAGUCUUGUAAGUUGAUCUCAAUACUGUAUUAUUACUGUGUGAAAAAUGUGUGUAAAUUAAA